Messenger RNA from Microdochium trichocladiopsis, 829 nucleotides. RefSeq lists its product as uncharacterized. The transcript is spliced from 4 exons. Bases 101 to 694 code for a protein of 197 amino acids. The record is from RefSeq and is a predicted model, not a curated record. NCBI's taxonomy places the organism in Eukaryota, Fungi, Ascomycota, Sordariomycetes, Xylariales, Microdochiaceae.
CCAAGGUACCCAGCCGUCUUCUCUCCUGCAACACCCGCUCGAACACCAGGAUUUGCAUCCCAUCGCCGCGGCUUCCCAAACACCCUGCCGUGUAUGCGCAAUGGCCAGCGACUCAUUGCAUAUAACAUCGAUGUUGCCCACACUUUCUUCCACGUGGCGGCCCUUGCUCGUCUUGAUCCCUACUAUCAUCAACGUCGCCAGUAUUUUCAGCGAUCCUCUGAACACAGCUAUCAACUCGAUCUCGACAAACCAUGAAAUGCCUUAUUGGCGCAUAGUACUGGACGCAGGACUGCUGGGUCUGGUAGAGUGGGCCUAUUUUCCGCUCAAGCGAGGAGCACCAGACCCGACCACAAUAGGCAGCUCCAUCGUUCUGCGCCUCAUGCGCUACUUCCAUAUGAUAGUAGUCGACAUCUCUGUCGCAGCAGGAACAACAACAACGAUGGACCCCAACCCUCUCAAGCGCACCCUCCCCGGGGACGUGGAGGACGAGGCGCACGCGCGGCUCGGAACCGUCGCCGCCGGUGCCUCUGCGGUCAUGGGCGAGGCAGGAGAGUUGCUGCAUCUCCAGCAGCAGCAGCAAGCUCCCCCGGCCCCCCGGACCCCCUCGCCGCCUCCACAAGUGGACGGCCCGUCCUCGCCUUCGGCGUCGAUAUAUUUGGUGUUCCUGGCAGACGAAGAGCCAUCAAAACUGUAAGGCCCGUGGACGCCAUCGAUACGGCGCAGGGCUGGCCUGGCACCGAUUCGGUGUCGAUAAGGUGGAGAUGCCCAAUGUGCACAACUGUGCUGCAUCUACCGAGGUACGAGGAACGCAGACAGUGGGAAUGGCAAU